Molecule: messenger RNA, 1215 nt
Organism: Salvia splendens (bonfire salvia)
Lineage: Eukaryota; Viridiplantae; Streptophyta; Magnoliopsida; Lamiales; Lamiaceae
Product: agmatine coumaroyltransferase-2
Exons: 3
Molecular function (GO): acyltransferase activity, transferring groups other than amino-acyl groups
Source: RefSeq, a predicted model, not a curated record
UUUCGCCCUCCAACCCCGCCCAAUGCAACCAUCGAGCAAGGCCUAAGGAAGUCGUUGGCCGCAUAUCGUGGGUGGGCCGGGAGGCUCAGCAAAGAUAGCAAUAGCGAUCCUAUCAUUUUUUUGAAUGAUGAGGGUGUUAGGUUUGUGGAGGCAUCGGUUGAUCGCGAUCUAGAUCAAUCCGUCACUUUUAGCCCUUCCGCGACUUUGCUAAUGAUAAGGCCUAUUUCAUGCAUCGCAGUUAUCAAGGACGAAGUUCUAGAAGGGGACACUUUGGAGGGCGUGGUAGAGUUCCUUCAAGUUCAGCUCACCAGAUUCUCGUGUGGCUCGAUGGUGGUGGGCUUCACCACCCACCACCGAGUGGAGGAUGGUCAUGCCACAAGCAACUUUUUGGUAGCAUGGGGGUUAGCUUCGAGGGGACUUGAAAUUACAUCAUUGCCAUUUAAUGAUCUUACAAUAUUCUCCCCUCGAAAUCCCCCUAAAGUUGACUUUCAACAUAGAGGGGCGGAAUACAUAUCUAAAAACAUCAAGAAAGUGUACCCUUUGAUAGAUCAUAAUGUGGAGGACAUCGUGGCACACAAAGUUCACUUCACCUCGGAAUUUCUCUCCAAGGUCAAAGUUAGGGCUUCUUCGAUGAAUGGAUCGAAGAAGCCUUUUAGCACUUUCGAGAGCCUCUUGGCUCAUCUAUGGAGAGUUGUUACAAAGGCACGCGGCUUGAAUGGAUCCGAGACCACCCAACUGAGGAUCUCAGUGGACGGCCAGGCACGACUAAACCCUAGGGUUCCAAAUGAAUAUUUUGGGAAUUUGGUGUUGUGGGCAUUUGCAAAGGCCAAAGUGGACGACCUCUUAGACGCGCCUCUCCCCUACGCGGCCAAGAUUUUGCACGAGGCAGUCACGAAUGUGAACGACGACUACUUCAAAUCGUUCAUCGACUUUGCCAAUCAUGAGGUGAAGGCGGAAGAUCUUGUUCCCAAUGCAGACACAGAAGAAAUGAUAUUGUGGCCUAAUUUGGAAGUUAAUAGUUGGUUAAGGUUCCCAUUUUAUGAUCUUGAUUUAGGAAGUGGAACGCCAUACAUAUUCUUGCCCUCCUUCUCGCCCAUAGAGGGGAUCAUAUUCCUUCUCCCCUCCUUCGCCGGCGAUGGAAGAAUAGACGUUUUCGUUCCUUUAUUUCAAGAAAAUUACAAAAUUUUGAAAGAAAUUUGUUAUACCUUAGAAUAG